Molecule: messenger RNA, 582 nt
Organism: Lathyrus sativus (Indian pea)
Lineage: Eukaryota; Viridiplantae; Streptophyta; Magnoliopsida; Fabales; Fabaceae
Source: the annotation of a GenBank genome assembly
AUGCUAGAUCCAGCUAAUGAUUUGGUUCCACCACCAUCUUCACCCUCCAUCUCUUCCAUUUCUUCCUCUGAUCUUGACACUGAGUCCACAGGAUCAUUUUUUCAUGAUAGAAGCACAACAUUAGGGACACUAAUGGGAGUGAGUUUUCCGGCGAUUGCAUUUAGAGUUCCAUCACAGCACCGGCAAUCAUAUUCUGACGCCGGAGUCUGCGCCAGUGGAUCCAUUAGGAAUGCGUCUAACAAAAAGAAGAAAAGGACCGCCGCCGCAUCGGUGGCGGCGGAGAGGCGGCGAAAGUGGUGGCAGCUGUGUAGGGACAGUGAUGCAAGACCGGCUUCGCUGGGAGAUUUUUUGGAGGUGGAGCGGCGGUUUGGCGACGGCGCAUUUUACGAAACGGCGGCGGAGCUGGAGGGAAUGGUGGCUGAGGCUGACCACCAGCAGAGGAAUGGCGGGAGAGUUCUUUUUGCUGACGGGAGGGUUCUUCCACCGGCGGAAGAUGUUGGCAGCAGAGAAUCGCCGGCGGAGAGUCUCUGUAAUAGGUUUCCAGUGUCGCUCGCCGGAAUAUGCAGCGGCGGUGGUGGAUAG